AUACCUUUCUCGGCCUUUUGGCUAAGAUCAAGUGUAGUAUCUGUUCUUAUCAGUUUAAUAUCUGAUAUGUGGGCCAUGUGCCCACUUCGAUAUUAAAUUUAUUUUUUGUGGGGGAGGGGUCACUACAGUGGCUUGCCACUGGGCCCCUUGCGCGUCGCCCAGCCGUUGCACUGCUGGCAGGGCCCGGCGCACCCCAACCAAUCCUAAGUUAAACUUUUAUUUUGUGAUUGUGAUUUGUGAAUUUAUAUGAUUAAUUAAAAACUCAGUUAAUGGAAGUGCCAAGUUCUAAUUUUUAUUUUAGAUUGGAAUAUUAAAAUAAAAUGUUAAAAUGUGUAGGGAAAUAUUUGGAUGUAGUGACUCAAAUAUGUAAUUAACGUGUUUAAAAUAAGCUAUUCUCUCUUUAAUAUUAUAUAUGCUGAAGGUAGAGAUAUAAAAGGAAAUAAGGCAUGGGAGUUCCCCUCGGCCCAUUAUCACUGGUGAAGGAGGGCCAAAUGGGCUGGGCCGAAAUAAACUUGUUGUAGUCUCGGCUGGCCUGCUCCCAAGUGGCCCUCCCUCCCUCGCACUUCUUCUUAUCCCUCUCGUUGCUUAUCCAACGAACCCAUUCCAUUCUGUCCGUCCGUCCGUCCAUCCGCCAUGGCGACCGCCACGCUGCUGAGCUCCUCCUUCGCCAUGCCCGCCGCCGCCGCCGCCCGGAGGGCCACCUCCUCCUCUUCCUCCGCCACCUCCUUGGGCUUCGCCACGUCGCAGCUCGCCGGCCUCUCCCUCUCCGCCGGCGCCGCAACUCCAACCGCCGUCGCCCUCCUCCCCAAGAGGCAGCAGCUCCAGCCCAUUGUCGCGCGGCGGGUGUGCCCGUUCACGGACAAGAAGACGAACCGGGCCAACAAGGUGUCCUUCUCCAACCACAAGACCAAGAAGCAGCAGUUCGUGAACCUGCAGUACAAGAAGCUGUGGUGGGAGGCCGGCAAGCGCUUCGUCAAGCUGCGCCUCUCCACCAAGGCGCUCAAGACCAUCGAGAAGCACGGCCUCGACGCCGUUGCCCGCAAGGCCGGCAUCGACCUCAACAAGAAGUGAUGAGAGCAGCCAAACAAAACUAGCGGUGUGUCACUAGCUUAGCAUUCACAUUCACGGGGUCGUCUCGACUGUCUGCCUGCCUGCCUGCCUGCCUGCCUCCUGCUGUUAUUUCACAAUCAUAUUACAGCAUUAUAUUUCCUUUAUUUACUUUCCUCCCCAGUUUGAUGUGUGUACCAUACCAACCAGUGUAGGCAGAUCGAGGUUGCACAUAUAUAUGUUUUUUUGGGUCUCGUACUCGUGGUGGGAGCUAAGGUUUCCUCCUCUGAAUCGAUCGUGUGUCCAUUUCAUAGUUGUGAUCAAUCACAAUUCACGGAAAGUUAAGUAA
Messenger RNA from Sorghum bicolor (sorghum), 1396 nucleotides. Its product is annotated as 50S ribosomal protein L28, chloroplastic. NCBI's taxonomy places the organism in Eukaryota, Viridiplantae, Streptophyta, Magnoliopsida, Poales, Poaceae. Gene Ontology annotation, biological process: translation. The transcript has 2 exons. The coding region runs from base 634 to 1071 and encodes 145 amino acids. The record is from RefSeq and is a predicted model, not a curated record. Gene Ontology annotation, molecular function: structural constituent of ribosome. Gene Ontology annotation, cellular component: ribosome.